Molecule: messenger RNA, 7738 nt
Organism: Salmo salar (Atlantic salmon)
Lineage: Eukaryota; Metazoa; Chordata; Actinopteri; Salmoniformes; Salmonidae
Source: RefSeq, a predicted model, not a curated record
AUGCCGUUCAUUUCCGAGGGAGCAGUCUUUCGAGAAGUAUCUCACGCCUGAGUGAGAAACUAAACAACCAAUAUCGAUUAAACUGAUUCCAAAAAAUAAUUAUUUCCGGAACAGAAUUUGUUAAAAACGAGAAAUAGACAAUAUUUGGAAUUUUUAUAUUCAUUUUUAUAUUCAAUCUUCCUGGGAUUUACAACUAGAUUGUACAUCCAGUGGUCUCAACCGAUUUUCGAAAUGAGUAUCGUGACUCAAGACCAUGUAUUUUUGUCCGCUUUGCAGCCCAAGACCGCCGUCAGCACUUACGCGGUCCCGUCCGAGAUCCAGCUCGGGGGGAAUGGGGUCACCCUGUCGGAUGAGAUGACCCGGGGAAAGCGGGUCCAGCAGCAGGUUGCUAUGCGGCUCGCCGAGAAAUCAUCGACUCUUCCGCGACAGAACGGCUCAACCGCCCACUAUUCCUCCUCAGAACACGGCGGUUCUUCAACAAUGAAGUACCAGACCUUCAACCCAGGGUUCAGCUCCAAGUCCUACGUCUACACAGGCUCCAGACCUGUCAUGGCACCCAAUAUGUCUCACUACUCAGGCGGUUUCUCCUCCCACUCGGCGGUGGACCUCGGAGGUGGUCAGAGGGUCACCAUGGGAGGUGGAGGAAGAGGAGGAGGUGGUGGAAGAGGAGGAGGUGGAGGGUACAAGUACCAUGAUGACAUGCGCACAGGAGGGGGUUCCCUAGGAGGAGGGGGCUACCAGGGGGGAGGGGUCUACCGAGGAGGAGGCGGGGGCAACAUGAGGGGCCAACAGAUGUCCACUGGGAUCCGGACUCUGAGCCGUGUCCCUGGGCCCGACCCAGAGACCUCUCUGCGCACCAUGAGGCUCCAGAACCUGCCUGCACAGCCGUCUCCGGUGGCAGCCUGGGUGGCUGCGGAUGUCAGCGAUGGUGGCAGCCUGGCCUCAGACCGCGAUGCCACCUUCAGCCGCCAGCAGUCUGUCUACAGCACUGUUAGCGCAGGAGCCUACAGUCCAGGGACACAAAUGAGACAGGCAGGAGGAGGAGGAAUAGGAGGAGUGGGAUCUAUUGUACCCAUGAGGCGCUCACUCAGCGGGACACUAGCCCAGAGCGGAGGAGGGGAGAUGAUGGGAGGAGAGGAGAUGAUGUCGGUCCAACAGCAGCAUUCCUUUAAAGGACCGGCGUUCCGCACCAUCAGCAGGAUCAACAACAGGAACAACAGGAUGUCCAUGGGAUCCAUGUCUGGGGCGUCUACCUUCCCCCCCGGGGGGAACAGCAGCGUUAGUGGGAGGGACGGAGGAGGUGGGUUCGUGAUGGGCCAGGUGUCGUCGGGGUCUCAGGGGAACAUGAUGAUGCAGCAACAGAGACAGGCCUCUCUUCCCAGGACCAUGUCUGUCAAGAGCAUGCACAGUGUUGGGAAGGGCAUGGAUAUCUACGACGGACAGAUGGACAUGACCGGCAGCAUGGGGAAUCUCAGCGGGAUUAAUAACUUGGACAUGCUCACGGCGGUGAGGUACCUGAAAGAUGACGAUGCUGAAAUGCAGGUUCUGGGAGCAGCUUAUAUCCAACACGAAUGUUACAACAACAACGAUGCCAAGAACGAGGUGCGGCAAUAUAAGGCCAUCCCAGAGCUGGUGAGGCUGUUCAACAGUGAGAACCCGGAGGUGGCUCGCUACGCCACAGGGGCUAUGAGGAACGUCAUCUAUGAGAACAUGGACAACAAGAUGUCCCUCAUCGAGGAGGGAGGAAUUCCUCAGCUCAUCAAUGCUCUGAAGGAGAAUGAUGAUGAGCUACGCAAGAACAUCACAGGUAUUCUGUGGAACCUGUCAUCCAAAGACAACCUGAAGGAGAAACUAGCCAAGGAGACGCUAGGUGAGCUCACAGAGAGGAUCCUGAUCCCGCUCUCAGGAGGUGGAGACUCUGAGGUCAUCCAGCAGAGCCCCUCUGAGGUUGACAUCUUCUGCAACACCACCGGAUGUCUCAGGAACCUGAGCUCAGUGAAUGAGAAGACCAGACGGCAGAUGCGGGAGACCAACGGUCUGGUGGAUGCCCUGGUAGGAUACAUCCAGGCCUCGGUACAGGAUGGCAAGGUGGAGGAAAAGGGUGUGGAGAACGCUUUAUGUGUCCUGAGGAACCUCUCCUACCAACUGUACAGUGAGAUCCCGCCCUCAGCCCUGCUACGUCUGGAAGGACCAACCAGAGGCCAGGAAACCAGCAGGAGCGAAGCCAUUGGUUGCUUUACCCCUCAGAGCAAGAAAGUCAAAGAUAGGAAGAACCAGGACAUGUCUACGUUCACGGAGGUGGCCCGCGUACCCAAGGGUCUGGAGUGGCUGUGGCACCCCCAGGUAGUGGGGCUGUAUAACAGCGUGCUGCAGGGCUGUGAGACCAACUCCACCACCCGCGAGGCUGCAGCCGGGGCUCUGCAGAACAUCACCGCAGGAGACAAGAGGUGGGCGGAGGUGCUGAGUCAUGUGGCUCUGGAGCAGGAGAGGAUGCUUCCUGUGAUGUUGGACAAACUGAGGACCGAUAAUGACCUGGAGCUGAGAUCCCUCACAGGCUUCCUUAGAAACCUGUCACGCCAUGCCAAGGACAAGAACGCCAUGGCCACAAAGGUAGUGAACAACCUGGUGACCGAACUGCCUGCUGACGGUCAGCAGAAGGAGCCGUCCAGCGAUGUGGUGGUCAACAUCUGUGGAACGUUGAACAACUUGGUGACAUCCAGCUCCAUCGCAGCCCGGGACAUCGCCUUCUUCGACGGGCUGCAGAAACUAGUGGCCAUUAAGAACUCCCAUGACAGCAGUCCUGGGAAGCUGAAAGCAUCCAAAGCAGCAGCAACAGUCCUCUGCAACAUGUUCCAAUACAAGAAGCUGCACAAGGACUACAAACAGAAAGGAUUCACACGACCUGACUUUGCAGACGUGACCAUCUAAAAAGGAACAGAUGCAAUGUCUCUCUCUCUCUCUUUCUGUCAAGUGGCUGGAAACACGUGUGAACACUUCAGUGAUCAAGGACCGUCUGUAAAACUGAGAACAGCACCUUGGGCUUCUUCCUACUUACGCACACAUGGAGUUAGAUGGACUACACUACAGAGUUAGAUGGACUACACUAUAGAGUUAGAUGGACUACACUACAGAGUUAGAUGGACUACACUAUAGAGUUAGAUGGACUACACUACAGAGUUAGAUGGACUACACUACAGAGUUAGCUGGACUACACUACAGAGUUAGAUGGACUACACUACAGAGUUAGAUGGACUACACUACAGAGUUAGAUGGACUACACUACAGAGUUAGAUGGACUACACUACAGAGUUAGCUGGACUACACUACAGAGUUAGAUGGACUACACUAUAGAGUUAGAUGGACUACACUACAGAGUUAGAUGGACUACACUACAGAGUUAGAUGGACUACACUACAGAGUUAGAUGGACUACACUACAGAGUUAGAUGGACUACACUACAGAGUUAGAUGGACUACACUACAGAGUUAGCUGGACUACACUACAGAGUUAGAUGGACUACACUACAGAGUUAGAUGGACUACACUACAGAGUUAGAUGGACUACACUACAGAGUUAGAUGGACUACACUACAGAGUUAGAUGGACUACACUACAGAGUUAGAUGGACUACACUACAGAGUUAGAUGGACUACACUACAGAGUUAGAUGGACUACACUACAGAGUUAGAUGGACUACACUACAGAGUUAGAUGGACUACACUACAGAGUUAGAUGGACUACACUACAGAGUUAGAUGGACUACACUACAGAGUUAGCUGGACUUUAAAGAAAGUGACAAUAAAGAUGGAACCUGUAUAGGGACGACCUUGAUGUUGUUCUAUGAUGAAAACGGACCCUCACUUUCCCCCUGUUUUUAAUGCCGUAUGUAUUCAAUGCUGUAUGUUUGAAUGUUUUAUGUUGAAUGCUGUAUGGACUUUAUGGUGGAUUCAGGGACUUUUUUGUUUUCGUCAAUGCAACAAAUCAUACUGCUGUAACCAAUAAUGCUAUAUGGCUCUUACAGUUUCUCCCUGCCCCACCCAGAGAUGGUUUGGCAUCAAUCCCAAAGACUACUGUGCUCCGUCAUGUUAACCUGGUCCCAGAUCUGUUUUGUGCUGUAUAGCCAACUCCUAUGGUCAUUGUUACAAGACGGCACACAACUGAUCUGGGACCAGGCUAAUAUUUUGUAGCUCUAACGCAAACACUGACUUAGUACCAAAGGAGCUUGUUACAGCCCCCACCCAUUGGCUAUCUACAGAUAGCAUCUACUGUAAAGGGAUGGCUUGCUCUGUGGAAUGAAACUAUUCUCUUUUAUACGGGGCUUUUACUAAGUGGUUGAAUUAUUGAUGUUGUUCAUUGUGUUUUUGUUUUUCAGUUGCCUGGGGGUUUAUUUCUCAGACAAAACCAGUAAUACUGAUAAUUAUAAUGAGUCAUAAACUACAGUAUCACUGAGAGUUAUAAUGAGUUAUAAACCAGAAUAUCACUGAGAGUUAUAAUGAGUUAUAAACUACAGUAUCACUGAGAGUUAUAAUGAGUUAUAAACCAGAAUAUCACAGAGUUAUAAACCAGAAUAUCACUGAGAGUUAUAAUGAGUUAUAAACCAGAAUAUCACUGAGAGUUAUAAUGAGUUAUAAACUACAGUAUCACUGAGAGUUAUAAUGAGUUAUAAACCAGAAUAUCACAGAGUUAUAAACCAGAAUAUCACUGAGAGUUAUAAUGAGUUAUAAACCAGAAUAUCACUGAGAGUUAUAAUGAGUUAUAAACCAGAAUAUCACAGAGUUAUAAACCAGAAUAUCACUGAGAGUUAUAAUGAGUUAUAAACUACAGUAUCACUGAGAGUUAUAAUGAGUUAUAAACCAGAAUAUCACUGAGAGUUAUAAUGAGUUAUAAACCAGAAUAUCACUGAGAGUUAUAAUGAGUUAUAAACCAGAAUAUCACUGAGAGUUAUAAUGAGUUAUAAACCAGAAUAUCACUGAGAGUUAUAAUGAGUUAUAAACCAGAAUAUCACAGAGUUAUAAACCAGAAUAUCACUGAGAGUUAUAAUGAGUUAUAAACCAGAAUAUCACUGAGAGUUAUAAUGAGUUAUAAACCAGAAUAUCACAGAGUUAUAAUGAGUUAUAAACCAGAGUAUCACAGAGUUAUAAUGAGUUAUAAACCAGAAUAUCACUGAGAGUUAUAAUGAGUUAUAAACCAGAAUAUCACAGAGUUAUAAUGAGUUAUAAACCAGAAUAUCACAGAGAGUUAUAAUGAGUUAUAAACCAGAAUAUCACAGAGAGUUAUAAUGAGUUAUAAACCAGAAUAUCACAGAGUUAUAAACCAGAGUAUCACUGAGAGUUAAUAUGAGUUAUAAACCAGAAUAUCACUGAGAGUUAUAAUGAGUUAUAAACCAGAAUAUCACAGAGUUAUAAUGAGUUAUAAACCAGAAUAUCACAGAGAGUUAUAAUGAGUUAUAAACCAGAAUAUCACUGAGAGUUAUAAUGAGUCAUAAACCAGAAUAUCACUGAGAGUUAUAAUGAGUUAUAAACCAGAAUAUCACAGAGAGUUAUAAUGAGUUAUAAACCAGAAUAUCACUGAGAGUUGUAAUGAGUUAUAAACCAGAAUAUCACAGAGUUAUGAGUUAUAAACCAGAAUAUCACAGAGUUAUAAUGAGUUAUAAACCAGAAUAUCACAGAGUUAUAAACCAGAGUAUCACUGAGAGUUAUAAUGAGUUAUAAACCAGAAUAUCACAGAGAGUUAUAAUGAGUCAUAAAUUAGAACUGAAUGAACGUUUUUAUGAAUGUGUGGAUAAAACGGAGCUACUGACACCUGCGUGAAUGUCCUGAAAUUAUAAUUCAGCUUUACAGAAACUUUAUGAAGUACCUUACAUGUUGAAUAUAGAUUUAUAUAGCAAAAAGAUCCUUUCUUGUUUUCAACAACGUUAGUUUUACAAGUUAAGCGGAUUUGUCAUAUCAAACUCAUGUCAAUGCAAUGUUUUAAGUUGAUCACUUGCCAUAACAUACUGUUUGUUUUAAUGUCUGGGGUGUUUUCUGGAUUAAGUCAACCAACAUAGUCCAACAUUUAUGUUUUCAAGGCUUUUUGGGCAGUGGGGGGGAAGCAUGCAUUCGUUGUUACUCUCUUUAAGAGAAUGCUGCAAUAUUGGAUUUGUAUCUUAAGCAUAAUGUAAAUAUAAAAACGUUUUGUAAACAGAGCAUACAAGUGCAUUGGGGUCCCAAGUUAUUGACAUCCUUGAUAAAGAUGAGUAAAACUAACUGUAUAAAAGACAUAAUUCAAAUAUACGGAGCUAUUAUUUUAUACUAUACUAAUACAACACCACUGGUAGGCGUGGCCAAAGAGCUCGGGUUGUUCAUGUCAUCUGACCAAAACACUGGUUCCAAUCCAUGUGCCAAUGCAGUUUAUCCAACUCCAGGAAAUUACAUUUGUUGGAUAACACGGAAAUAGAGCUCUUUGGCCAGGCACACCAUUGGCCAGGCGCACCAUUGGCCAGGCACACCAUUGGCCAGGCACACCAUAUAUAUAUAUAUGCUUUGGCAUCUAAAUGAAAAUGCAUGAGCAGAAAAGAUCCCCAUACCUACUGUAAAAUAUGGUGGUGGAGCUUUGAUGUUAUGGCGAUAUUUUCCUUUCACUGGUUCUUGUUAAAAAUCACAAUUUUGCAAUGUCCAUCUCAGUUUCCGGACUUGAAACACAUUGAAAACCAUUUUUUAUUUUUUACAUGUUUUAUUUUUUAUUUCACCUUUAUUUAACCAGGUAGGCCAGUUAAUAAGAACAAAUUAUCAUGUAUAACUGCAACCUGGCCAAGAUAAAGCAAAGCAGUGCGACACAAACAACAACACUGAGUUACACAUGGAAUAAACAAACGUACAGUCAAUAACACAAUAGAAAAAAAGAAAGUCUAUAUACAGUGUGUGCAAAUGGUGUGAGGAGGUAAGGCAAUAAAUAGGCCAUAGUAGCGAAGUAAUUACAAUUUAGCAAAUUAACACUGGAGUGACAGAUGAGCAGAUGAUGAUGUGCAAGUUUGAAUUGAAGAGGGUAGUCCGUAAGAACAGACAAAGGAUAUCAAGGAUCUGGAUAGAUUCUGUAUGGAGGAAUGAUCUAAAGAUCCCUUCCAAUGUGUUCUCCAAUUUCAUCAAAUAUUUUAGAGAAAAGCUCAGUGCUGUUAUCCUCGCAAGGUGAGGUGUUGAAAGGUGUUGAAAACGGGUGUCAAUAAUUGUUUUAUUACUUGUUAACAAAAUCUGUUUGUCUGAGCAAUUGUAGUAGGAUACAUUAAUAUAAUUUCCCAAUUUUUUUGGAUCAUACAAUAUAGUAUUUAAAAAAAAAAUGUAAUUCUUUUAUAUUUUCAUUUUUGCUAAUCUUUAUCAAGGGUGUCACUAAUUGUGGACCGCACUGUAUUUAAAUAAGACCUUUCUCCUUAAAGGUGUUGUUCAAGUCUAUUUUUGGUAUUGAUAUAUAUAUAUAUAUAUUCAAUGGGUAAAUAUAAAGCAGAUUUAUAUAUUUUAACUCUAUUUUCUUAGUAAAGUAUGUUCAGAUGAAUAUUGGUAUUAGAAUAACAUGAAUGUUUUGAAAAAUAUAUUUCACGCGUCAACGUCUGAUCUGCUGUGUCCAUAAUUGGACCAUGAGACUACUCUUAACUCUAUCUAAAACAUAUAUUUUUUAUUUUUACAUCGUGCUUUUUAACUGUUCACUGCAAAUGUGUGUCAAACAAACAGCAUAUUUUAUAACUAAUAAAGACAAAGUCAUUAAAUGGG